AUGGAUGUUAUGGUAACUCCUAAAAGGGUCCGGCGGGUAAGCAUGCCUGCCAGGGUUUCCUCACGGAGGAAAUCUCUGUUUGGACAAGGCAUUGACAGCCCCGAAAUGUCUCCAGAGACUUAUUCGCCGCCUUUGACAUCUCCUUCUUCAUGGUCUGAAUCUCCGACAAGAACCCCUGUUAAGACACCAAUCAAGUCAUUACAAGAUGGUUUAACCCAACUUAACCUUGAUCAAACUAUGGAGCAUCGUAUCGGUGUUAUCACAAUUCAGACAACACCGACUAUGAAUGGUGUGAAACCGCUGAGUCCUGAUAGAGGUAUCGUUACGCCCAAAACAUUCUAUGGAAAGUCAACUUCACUGGAUCCUAAUAGAAACUUAUAUGAUACUGUUAAGGAGAGGGUGAGGAGAACGAUCGUAUUCGCACCUCGGGCAAAUCAGCCAUUUAAGAUGAAGAAGAGAUCCAGGUCAACUGAUACGGGAGUUAAGCGACGACCUGCUAAAACACCUAGGUUAUUAAGCCCCACCUCAAAACCUUUCUUCAAAGUCAAAAAGAUAAAAUCAGCUGAAAAGAAGGUUGAACGACCCAAAAUUGAAAAGAAAGUUGAACCUAAGAAAACUGAUAGCGGGAAAAAAACAGAUUCUAAAAAAUCUAAGCAGGUAUAUAACUGGCAGUUCUUCAAUUCCACUACUCCAACCUCAAAGGUGUCUUCACUUUUUAAAGAAAAGAGCUCAUCAUUGAUGACGCCUCCUCCCUCGUCAAAGAAGAGGAAACUCAUCUCUCCCUAUGACAUGGAUCACCUCAAAUUGAUCGAGGAUUCAGUUAUGAUAUCUGAUAAUUCGAACGAUUCAGCAGAAGUACUACCCCAAGCAAAGAGGCGACCUCUCAUUGACUUUAAUAAAUCAGCUACUCAAGUAGUAAUUCGACAUCAUAGCGAAGCGUACGGAGAGAAUAUUGCUGAUGAAAUAGCCGAAGACUUUUCAGAAAAUGAAGAGGAAGAAGUGGACAAAGGAGAAAUUGAUGUUGAGGAAAUAAUCGAAGAAUUGAAUAAGGAUGUUGCGGAAGUUUUAGAUGAUGUAACAGAAGCUGAACUUAAUGGAGAAUCACAAAACCAAUCCGAAGUGGAACAAAAACUGUUUCCUGUAUUUAACGUGAAAGCAUCAAAACCCUCAGGGGCUCAUGAAAAAGUAGCCGAUAUGAAAUCUACCGGUGGGCUGUUAAGGGCUGGCAGGGAUAACAACCAACUAAUACUCGAUGUUGGCCAGAAGAACCUCCGAGAAGUAGUGUGUCCACAGUGUGGGCUCCUCUACGUCAAAGGAGAUGCUGUCGACGAGGUGCAUCACCACAAGUAUCAUUCCCAAUACAGAGGCUUGCUUUUCCAGGGUUGGAAAAAUCAAAGACUUACUGGAAUCAUUGGCUUGGAUAAGAUUAUCUCCGUGAAAGGAGGUGAUCCAAAUCAUUGGUGGCAUAAAGUAAAGGACGUCCUCGAAAUUGUCGACAGGGAGCUUGGCUUUCCUGAACAGUCUUCUCUUCAUCCGGAAACGCAGGUAUUUAUGUACAUCAAAAAGAAUAAGAUUGUCGGAUGUGCUGUGGCAAAACCAGUCAGAUAUGCCCACCGGGUCUUGCCAAGUUUAGGGACUGAUGCUGCUCUUUGCUCAGAAGAAGCAUAUCCAGUCUUGGUUGGGAUUUCCCGCCUCUGGGUACAUCCAGAGCAUAGGCUCUCUGGAAUCGCUUCGUGCCUUGUAAAUUCAGUCAGGAAAAACUACAACUUUGUUAAAUAUCUGAAGAUAGAUGACAUUGCGUUCUCUUCGCCAACUGAAGAUGGGAGGAGGUUCGCCGCAAAAUAUUGUAGAAGGGAUGAUUACUUAGUAUACACUUACGAAUAA
Molecule: messenger RNA, 1884 nt
Organism: Nezara viridula (southern green stink bug)
Lineage: Eukaryota; Metazoa; Arthropoda; Insecta; Hemiptera; Pentatomidae
Source: the annotation of a GenBank genome assembly